This is a messenger RNA of Australozyma saopauloensis, 1893 nucleotides long. Its product is annotated as anaphase promoting complex subunit 2. Gene Ontology annotation, biological process: protein K11-linked ubiquitination; ubiquitin-dependent protein catabolic process; metaphase/anaphase transition of mitotic cell cycle. Gene Ontology annotation, cellular component: anaphase-promoting complex. The transcript has a single exon. The record is from RefSeq and is a predicted model, not a curated record. NCBI's taxonomy places the organism in Eukaryota, Fungi, Ascomycota, Pichiomycetes, Serinales, Metschnikowiaceae. Gene Ontology annotation, molecular function: ubiquitin protein ligase binding. Bases 1 to 1893 code for a protein of 630 amino acids.
AUGGCCCCAAAUGUCGUGCUUUCGCCGGCGCUCAUGAAGAGCAUUGCUCCCACCCAGGUUUUGGCCGAUCUCUUGACCGAACCUCACGACACCGAAAACGACUUGACGUUCCUCCUCCACUGGCUUCAGCCGUACUACCUACAUCCUGGCGAAGAGUACGUGGCUCCGCUGGCUCGGAUCCGCGCUGCAGCCAAGCAAUGCUUGCGGGAACCCGUUGUUCAGUUGAAGUUUGUGGAUCUCUUAGUAAACUCCAUAGCCGUAGAAUUCCAGCUCCAUCUACAGCAGUUUGUCCAGGAAAACCUGCUCCUGAGCAUAUGUCAGCAGAUCAAUGCACUCACUGCCUACUAUAAUCGGCAAGCGGCUGUGCUUAACCUUAGCAAGGCUGCCGGUGACUUGUUCCAAAGAUCCUUAAAAGCACUCUUCAUACCAUAUCUCCUGACACCGAAAGUGAAACAGGGACUCGUGCAUCUACUACACACUUCUGUGGGCGACAAUGCAAUGGAGUCUCUCCAAUCGUUCGCCGCCGUGGGCAUGGCGCCAUUUAUUCAGACUGUAGUCGUAUCUGUCACCACUGAGCGCAUUCAAAACUACGUCUUCACAACAUUUGCGGGCGUCUGGGACCAGCCCUGCCUAGCCAGCUUGCAGCAAUGGGUUCGCAUCAAUGUGUAUCCCACUUUCAUUGCUGGUGUUUUCGAUUCGUUUGAGAUUCAAAGCUCUUCUAGCAAUGAUCUAGUUCAAUUCGCACAAGAUAAACUCAUCAACUUGAGAACAAGUGAAAUGUAUGAUAUGGUUGUUGCUUGCAACCGGAGUACUAUUGCAUUCUCGGAAGUACAUCUAUGUUUGGCCACCGGAUCGCCAACUACUCGGACUCUACAAAGAGCACGUUUGGUGGACGCAUUCAUUUCGCAAUGCAACUCAAAGUUGCUCCAUCUGGGCUCCAAUACAGUUAAAAUAAUCGUGGAAUAUAUCAACACUAUCAAAGCAUUACUUAUCGUCGAUCCAACUGGCGUUUUGCUCGACAAAGUGGCACGUCCUAUCAGGAAGUACUUGAAAACUAGGCGGGACCUAGUCUCUCAUUUGGUGAAGGGCAUGCUCGACCCAAACCCUGAAACAAACAGGUUAUACGAGUUGGCAUCUGCUUUGCGUGACAAUACUUGCCACGCUUCAACAGCAAUUGACGACCUAACAGACAUACAUUGGGUGCCUGAUCCAAUCGAUGCAUUGCCAGAUUUCAAAAAGGGAAAAGUUUCUGAUUUUGUUGACGCUCUCACUUCUGUGUUACCCCUGCUGGCUGUCCUCAUUGAUGAAUUUACCAAACUCUUUGCUGUCAAAUUGCUAGAGGCAAGCGACAACCUGCGAGAGAUUUUCGAAGAUGUCGAAAAACUCAAGCUCAGAUUUGGCCAAAGUGAAUUUGCAACUCUUGAUGUUAUGAUACGCGAUGUUGAAGAGAGCAGUCAAUUAAACCAGAAAAUUGGCAACCCUCUUCUAAAUUUGACUAUCCUCUCCCGAAACUACUGGCCCUCGGUAAGCGAGUUAUCCAAUGAAAACGACACCCUCAAUUUACCUAUUCAAGAAGAACUUAAUCAAUUUUCGCGCUCAUUUGGUAAGUUGAAGCAAGGUCGGCAUUUGAAGUAUUUACCUUCAAUGGGCCAAGUUGUCGUUGAACUUGUAUUCGACAAUUGCAGCAAGGAGUUCAAUGUCACUCCAUCACAAGCUACUGUUGUUGAGCUAUUCAACGAGGACGACGAUCCCUUAUCCUUGCUGACAAUUGCGCUUUCUACUGGAUUGUCCAAUUAUGCUACCUCCCAGACUGUUGAAUUUUGGAUCAAGCAAGGAGUUCUCGAAGAUAUUGGUCAGCAGAGGUAUAAAGCUGUAUCAACAUAUACAGGGUAA